CGCUCACAGCAACUGGUCGCACGUUUUCCCUUAGCGCGAAUUAUACACACUCGACAUUCGUCACUCGACAAAUUCAGUCGAAGAGACCGAACGAGUGUGCCACGUAUUGUUGCCGCCUCGUCGCAUUGGUCAAACGCUAGCUUCACUUUCUAUUUGUUGCUGUGUGUAAAACAAUUCGGGUCGUACGAGCAGUGCGCCUAAAUGCAAUUUUACUAAUUCACAAAGCGCAUAAAUUACACUUGCCAACGAAGCGUUGCAACUUAUUUGCACUUUCGCACCGAAAUUACGAAGGUCGUACACGUUGAAAAUGCUGUUGCCAGGCAGCGGAAUUAGCUGCACGCCGCCGCUUACAAUGGUGCGCCUGCCGUUGCUCUUGCUCUUUGUUGGUGCGGCAUUUGCAGCGCGUUUUGUUGGCGCGGAAAUCGCUUCAGCCACGGACGAUACGGCUCGUAUGUUCGCUAAUAGUUUGACGAGGCGCGUGUUUAGCACCGACAGCGGCGGCAAUGGCUGUUCUGCACGCAAAUUUCAAUCGAUGGCCAAAGCUAUCGAUGACGUCGAGGAUCUGGUAUUGGAUGUACCGGUUAAUAUCGCUUUUGACAAUCAUCAGAAGAAGAGAUUUUUGCUAAACAUCAACACCUCCGCGCCGCUAACCAUCAAUUUUUCGCAACAGAUCGUGCGCAAGCUUUACUUCAAUCAAACAAUAAAUUUAUCGCGUUCACUGAAAUCGGAUCAGCGCACGGUGGUGCUGCCUUGUGCUUUGCGCGGCCACUAUGAUAUCUUUGUGCAGGCUCGUCAGCGCGGCUCUAUCAAAAUCGAGGCGCAUGCCGCACAUCCGCAGUCCAACUGGCCGCUGCUUAAUCGCACGCAUCACAUACGCAUACGCACACAGAAUCUGGUGCGCAAUCGUCAAAUGAUAGUCAAGUGGGACAAGAGUAAAUUCGAUUUCCAUGCGGUACAUUACUGCCUGGUGGUGAACACACAGCGGCGUCAAUUGAAUUUCUGCAACGCCGUCAAUGACUACUUCAUGAGCGCAACGGCGCGUGAAAAUGUUGGUGCGCCAGCCAAUUGCUAUCCGGGCUCUUUGGUGGACCACAUAUGGUUAAGACCACCGGAGCGUGCUAAGAAAAUUGAUGUACGCAACGUCAACAUUAUCUGUACGGGCGCUCACACACAACAGCUGCUGCGUGGUGUGCUACCGAAUCUCACAUAUUACUUGGAUAUAUUUGGAGUUCAUACACGCCGUCAAAAUCUCACCUUUCACAUUGCCUCGACACAAGUGGAUUAUAAUCGGACGCAUCCGGUUGCGCUGAGCGACAAUAUGCUGACCAUGCGGAAAAUAUCGGGACUGAAUGGCGUGCAGGUCUUCAGUUUUAAAGUUCCUGGAAAAGAAACAGCUUUGUCAGCUGCAGCGCUACAGCUGCGCUAUCUAAUAGUGCCGUGCGGCGGCAGCGAAAUCGAUAUAAAAAUACUGCGCAAUCGCACACUCAUGGGAAAUGCGACCGGUAUAUAUAGGCCCACAUAUAUACGUUUAUCAGAGGUGUAUAAGGGCCAACGGUAUAUAGCGCGCUUUACGCCCAGCAACGAGGAUGAGACGCUGCGCGCACACAAAGUGGGACUGGCUGUCACGACAACUGGCAUCUUUCAGCAUCUGCCCGAGCUGCCGGCUGAUAUAACCGUUUUUGAGGUGAGCACACGCUGCGCCUUAGCGACUAUUGCAUGGUACAGUUCGCCGGACAGUCGAACAAUAAGGUACUGCAUAAUUGUGUUCAAUUUGCCGCAGCGUAAUCGCAGCUCCAUCGAUUACACGAACUACUGCCUCGACUUUGGCAGGCGCGUGGUACAGCAUCCGCUAUUUCAAUCCAUUAAAUGCGUCGAACGCUCAAAGAGCGCUCCACUCGAAACGCAUACCAUAUUCAAUCUGACACCAGGUGAAACAUACCUCAUCUAUGUAACGGCGAAUCUCAACGAGGGCAGACCGCUGCCAUACCAAACACUGCGCAUCACAAUGGGUCAUCGGUGCAGCAAUGAACUACUCGAUUCGCGAGAGCCCACCACAUACUAUUGAUUGCACGGCCAACGCGGUUCCUCCUCUCCAUAUCGUGAGAGACAAUGGCGAGCAAUUAACUAAGACAGAAUUGCAAUAUGCAUUUGCUAAUGUCUACAAGCAUAUAUUUGUAUUCAAUUAUUUGCAGCUACUGGCCGAUUGAGUUCACUCAUAAGUGAGCUUUAAUGCAUGCCAAAUGAAAGUCGCACAAUUUUGCUUGUAAAAUAUUUAUAUACAAAACACCCACAUGCAUAGCUAGUAUAUAAGUGAGUAUAUGUUUACUUCUAUUUACAUAUAUAUAUAUAUAUAUAUAUAUAUAUAUAUACAAAGUAAUUGCCAGUUCAACAAGCUAAGCGCUAAAAGACGUAAGCCUCCGCCAUUAAAAUAUUGCUAAAAAUAUGUAUAUGAAUAUAGUUAUUAAAACGCAGGUUGGUUAACAUGUAUGUUGCCUACAUUUAGGCGCGUGGUAUACCUAAUGGGAAACUAUAUGAGAUCUAAUAUGUAUAUGAUUUAAUUUUUUUUAUAAAUGAUUAGCGUUUAUAUUAUAAUAUUUUUUUUUUGUUCUUAUCACCGUUACAUCUCAACCUCGUGUAAGAUAUAUAUAAUAUAUAAUGCAUGUGCUUUUUUGAUAAAAAAUUAUAGACAAGCGCUUUUAGAGGGAAUAAAUUGAAUAUCCACACUUUUUUUCUGAUGCUUCUACGAUAGAAAUAUUUGUCCAGAAUUUCAAUUCGACUAUUAGUGAUCUCUAAGGUUCAGCUUUAGAUAUAGCAUACCUUAAGGCGCUUUCCAUACUUCCAAAUAUAAAAUUUCAGAACCUUUUAUAUUGUUAUAUUCUGAACAGUUUGAUACUAUCAGCAUGACGAGCUGAAUCGAGCUAUGUCCGUCUGGCUGUCUGUAUAUACGCGACCUAGGCUCUCAGUUUUCAAAAUAUCAAACUGAAACUUUGCACAUGUCUUUUUCUCCACAAGCAAUUGCCAAAUUGUUGGAACUGUUGAUAUGAUCGAUCAAAAUCAAGUCCUCCAAGGCGAAGCUACAAUAUCUGAGCAAAUUGUUAAAUCAGAUCACUAUAACAUAUAGCUCUCAUACAAACUGGUCGCUUAAAAUCAACUUCUUGUAUUGAAAACUUUUUUAUUUGACAAGAUAUCUUGAUGAAAUUCGGUGUGAACUAUUUUCCAAACCUAAUCUACAAUAUCUGAGUAAAUUGUUCAGAUCGGACCACUAUAGCAUAUAGCUGCCAUACAAACUGGCUCAAAAUCAACAUCUUGUAUUAAAAACUUUUUUAUUUGAGGAGAUAUCGUUACGAAAAUUGGCGUGGAUUAUUGCCCAAGACAACGCUAUAACCUCCUUACAAAUUGUUUAGAACGGAUCACUAUUACGUAUAGCUGCUAUACAAACUGACCGAUUCAAAUCAAGCGCUUAUAUGGAAACAUUUUUAUUUGUGAAGGGUAUAAUAGCUUCGAUGCAACCGUGGUUAACAUUUCCUUUUUCUUGUUUUCUGUUAAAGUCCUCCCUCAGCAUUUAGCACAGCACUUGAACAGUUCUGUCUCCCAAGUAUUGACAUAUGUACAUAUAUAGAUAUUCCCACUGGGUAGCCACUACUAGUAAUAGCUGCUAAGUUAUACAAAACAUAAUGUAAUUUCAGCUAGUUUAGCUUUAGUUAUUAUAUUAGUUAGCUUAUUACUUAAAGAGAAUCGCAAGUCCACUGCGGUAUCGCAUACUGCGGUAUAUAUACCACUUUGCAAUCCUAAGUUCAAAUUUGAUUUGUAAGCCUUAGCUUGGUAAGCAGUCUAGUUUUAGUGAAGGCCUUUGCUAUACUUCCUAAGCUUGUAGUGUUAGUUUCUUAUUGUGAUGUGUUAAGUUUAGCUCUUUAUAAUGUUGUUGUAAUAUUGUAAUUUUGUUAAGCAUAUUUUAUAUACAUAUGUAUGUGUGUGUUAUGUUGCUCUGUGAAAGGUUUAAGUUCAUUUUUUUUUAACGUAAUUAAACUAAACUAAAACACAACUUAGUAACUUAAACUUAAAAUCCGAUAAUCAUGCAUUAAAAACAAAAAAAAUAUAUAUAUUAAAAAAAUACAACAAUUAAAAAAAAGUUUAAAAAAAUAUUAAAAAUAAUACAAAAACAAAAUGCAUUCGUACGCCAUAAAAUUAAAGUGAAAUCCUCGCGCCGCACACAUUGACAAUAACUUGUUCAUAUAUUUGCUAAAAUUUGCACAUUUAUCCAACGUAUAUAAACCCUAAAUAUAUACAUGCGUACAUAGCAAUAUGUAUAUACUUAUAUACAUAAGUACAUAUUAUUUCCAUAAUCCAAGUAGCUUACGUAUGAAUAACUGUGUAUUUACCAGCAUUUACCCAACCGCCGUAGUCAUUCGAUUAUCUGCUGAAACUGCCAAACAACAAAAAAGAAAAAUAAAUAAAAAAUAAAUAUAAAAAAAAUUAUAAUAAAUAACUAUUCAUACAUAUAAACAUGUAACAAGUCUAUAUGUAUGUGGAACGUAACUAUUUAGAUGGAGUUUGAUCGCAUUAACGCAAUUUUCCUGUGCCCGUCCUCUCGAAAAUGCUAAAUAAUUCAUAAUAAUCAAUCAAUUACAAGCGACACUUUGGUGUUUCUAUGCAAUAAUAAAAAUAAAACGAUAUAAUGAAGA
Bactrocera oleae (olive fruit fly) is the source of this 4682-nucleotide messenger RNA. Lineage: Eukaryota; Metazoa; Arthropoda; Insecta; Diptera; Tephritidae. The record is from RefSeq and is a predicted model, not a curated record.